AUGCCUACAAAAUUAUCAGACUUUAGACCUAUAGUUGUAUUGUCCGUGAUCUAUCGUCUAUUUUCUUCUAUUAUCAACAAACAAUUCAUGAAUGUCCUUGAAGAGGCUAAUUUAAUCCACACUGCGCAACGAGGAUUCAUGAAAAAAGGUUCAACAUUAGAACACCUUAUCAGUCUUCGGACUGCCUUAGCAUACAAAUAUCAGCACAAACAAGAAGUAUUUGCUAUGGCUCUGGAUAUCAAAAAUGCUUAUGGAUCAGUAAUCCAUAAAAGAUUUAUCAGCAUUCUCAAGAAACAUGGUUUCCAUAGCUCUGUCAUUAAUCUCUUGACAUCCAUGAUCUCCAAUAGCGUUAUGAAAGUACUAGUCAACGGAUUUCUAUCCUCCCCUUUCGAUGCGAAUGUUGGAGUUCCGCAAGGCGAUCCUUCAAGCCCGGCAUGGUUUAAUCUUUAUAUUAACUCCUCAACUAACAUACAAGAAAAGCUUAAAGGAGUUCAAAUAUUUAAUAUUACCAUCCUUUUAUUAUUAUAUGCCGAUGAUAUUAUAUUGAUAGCUAAUACUAAGAUCGAAAUGAAUUCCUCUCUAAAAAGCCUCGGUUGUGAAUUAAAGAAAAUAGGACUCGCUUUAGCUUCCAAGAAAUGCAAGCUCUUAGCUAUUACAGCCAAAGCCAAACUAUCUAAGGCCCUAGUCACUAUUGGACAGGAUAUAAUUGCCACAUCUUCUUCUAUUGAAUAUCUUGGGGGUAUAUGUACCUUUAAGAAUUAUUUUUCUUGGUCCUCUGAUAAUCCAAUCAACAAAAUCUCGAAUCAACUGGCAUCAACUAAAACUUCUAAUCUAUAUCUCAACAGCAUCACCACUACAUUAAUGUCCAAAAUCAUAUCUUUGCCUAGAUAUGCCUGUAGUUUCAAUGGAAUCAAUAAGAAUUCUCUAGACAAAGCAGAUAUUAUGGUUGCUAAUUUUGUCAGAAAGGCUAUUGGAUUAGAUUACAUUAUCAAAAUCAGUCAUUUUUAA
Molecule: messenger RNA, 1008 nt
Organism: Naegleria fowleri
Lineage: Eukaryota; Heterolobosea; Eutetramitea; Acrasida; Naegleriidae
Exons: 1
Coding region: 1-1008 (335 amino acids)
Source: RefSeq, a predicted model, not a curated record